Molecule: messenger RNA, 567 nt
Organism: Cryptotermes secundus
Lineage: Eukaryota; Metazoa; Arthropoda; Insecta; Blattodea; Kalotermitidae
Exons: 1
Coding region: 1-567 (188 amino acids)
Source: RefSeq, a predicted model, not a curated record
AUGAUAGUUUAUUUGGGCAAACAAAGGCAACUUGCGACAGAAGAAAUUACAUCAACACAUGGCAUUCUUCUCCAGCUAAUUCGAAGAGUUGAAGACUUGGGACACAAAAUUUACAUGGACAGUUAUUUCAGUUCUCCUGCUUUAUUUGAUGAUCUUUUAGACAGGAAAAUAAAUUCAUGUGGCACCGUUCGCAAUGAUAGGCGUGGAGUGCCACAAGAAAGUCUGCCCAAGUCAAUGAAAUUGAAAAAAGGGGAUACUGUUACAAGAGUCAAGGGACAUCUAAGUGUUGUUUGUUGGAAAGACAAGCGUGAUGUGUAUGUUCUGACGAAUAUGCACCCUCCUCCAUUGGAAGGCAACUUCCGAGAUGAAUCUGGCCAUGCUGUCAAACCCCAUGUAAUUGAAGACUACAAUGCACACAUGGGCUUUGUAUAUAAAUCUGACAGGAUGGUAAACAGUUAUGGCAUUGCUCGGAGGACACGGAAGUGGACAAAGAAAUUGUUUUUCCACCUUCUAGAUAUGACUAUUCUAAAGCAUAUCUAUUACACAAGUCAUGUGGUGGAAAAAUGA